This is a messenger RNA of Plectropomus leopardus (leopard coralgrouper), 1496 nucleotides long. It is a transcript of the gene bccip, whose product is annotated as BRCA2 and CDKN1A interacting protein. The record is from RefSeq and is a predicted model, not a curated record. Gene Ontology annotation, cellular component: nucleus. Lineage: Eukaryota; Metazoa; Chordata; Actinopteri; Perciformes; Serranidae.
UGUUGCCUGUUUGAAAGCAUGGCUUCUUCUGCUAAGAGGAGAGCAGUGGGUUUGGGUGAAAAUCCCGAGGAAAGCGACAACAGCUCCGAUGAGAAUCCGGAGGAGGAGGAUGAUUCCGGGGAGGAGGACAGCGAGGCAUCGGAGGAGGAGAUCAACGAGGAGGUCAUGGUUGACUUUGAAGCCCACACUAUUUCAGGCAACGACUUCAACGGUGUGAAGAAACUCUUACAACAGCUCUUCCUGAAGGCUCAUGUAAACACAUCAGAGAUGACAGAUCUCAUAAUUCAACAGAAUCAUGUUGGAAGUGUCAUUAAGCAAGCUGAGGUGCCUGAAGACAGCGAUGACGAUGACCCAGAUGAAGUGUUUGGCUUCAUCACUAUGCUCAACCUCACAGAGAGAAAGGGUGUGCAAUGUGUGGAGGAGGUGAAGGAGCUGCUUGUGGAUCAGUGUGAGAAGAACUCGACCCACAGCAUGACAGAGCAGCUCGAGCAGAUCCUCAAUGACACCAGCAAGCCUGUGGGGCUGCUGCUGAGCGAGCGCUUCAUCAACGUGCCGCCACAGAUCGCCCUCCCGCUGCACAAACAGCUCCAGGAUGAAAUAGUCGAAGCUCAGAGGACAAAUAAGCCAAGUGGGAGGUGUCACUAUUGUCUUAUGAUCAGCAAGACCUGCAAAGAGGCAAGCAAGAGUAUUCCAGCCAGAGGAGGAGCUCCAAAAGACGAAUACAUGUUCGUCAACGCAGAGGAGGAAUUCUUCUAUGAGCAAGCCAUAAUGAAGUUCCACUACUCGGUCCAAGAGGAGGCAGACUCCUGUUUGAGCGGCAGGUGGUCGUUUGACGAUGUUCCCAUGAAACCUUUCAGGACAGUGAUGCUGAUACCGGCAGACAGAAUGCCCGCUAUUAUGGACAAACUCAAAGAAUACCUAACUGUGUGAAUAUCACAAUAAACUCAGACACCUGUGCACACUGAAGACAUUGGGGUUCAUGGAAAUGAUUCAGUAUAAGAAACUGUAGAAGAAAAUGUUUUGGAACGGUGCGCUACUGUCAGUUUUUAUAAAUUCUUGGUUGACUUUAAGAUACCCUGCUUACAUAUAUAGAAAUAUAUAACAGUUUUAUCAUGUGGAAAUGAAUAGAAAUACAGCGUUUAGUUCUGUUUUUUUUAAAGACUUUUUAUAACAAGAUUAUGAAUCAAGACAAUUAAAUAUGAUAAAUCUUGUGUGGUUAUGGAAAUAUGAGAGCUGAGAGUCUGCAGAUGGAGGAGGGAGGGAUGCAUCAUUUGUAAUUCUGUUAAAUUACUGAACUGUAAAGCUGUAGCAGAUGCAGAGCUUUCCUUUGACAACUUCCUAGAAACCUGAUUUUUACAAAUUUGAUCUGGAUUGUUAACAUGAAAUUGAACAUGCAGUAUACAUGUUUUAUACAUGCACCAUUAUAAUGAGGAUUUUCUUUUUAAACAGUUCUGUAGAUCUCCAGCCACUGAUUAUAAAUAAAAGUUAUAUAUAUG